Messenger RNA from Fopius arisanus, 1824 nucleotides. RefSeq names its product gamma-glutamyltranspeptidase 1. Gene Ontology annotation, cellular component: plasma membrane. The record is from RefSeq and is a predicted model, not a curated record. Bases 152 to 1681 code for a protein of 509 amino acids. The transcript has 8 exons. Gene Ontology annotation, molecular function: glutathione gamma-glutamate hydrolase. Gene Ontology annotation, biological process: glutathione catabolic process. Lineage: Eukaryota; Metazoa; Arthropoda; Insecta; Hymenoptera; Braconidae.
AAGAGGAUUGACUACAGUAGAGGCUCAGUUCUGGGUUCUGGGGGUUCGAGUGACCCCAGUGGCAGAUGCAACGGGGUUGUCUGCCCGUUAACCAACUCGUUGGGGCAGAAUGAGGGACCGAUGGGUAGAAUUAUCUCGAUGAUUGAAUGAAAUGGAAGGCUGUUGCGAUGUGUGUCAGGUGACGAGUGGACCAAGUGAAUACGAUGUUUAUAAUCAGUCCGAGAAUUGUCCUCUGACCGGUGAUCAAACCAGCAAAUGCAGGGGCUCCAGCUGCGUUUGGAGAUUAAGAAUCUUCACGACGUGCUUGGCUGUCAUGUGCCUGGUGAUGAUAGUUUACCUGGUUUAUCUGCACUCGUUGCUCAGGACUUCUAAGGAUUUCUUUGAUCAUGGGGCAGUAGCUGCUGAUAACGCCAAUUGCUCGAGGAUAGGAACCGAAAUUCUGAAGAAUGGAGGGAAUGCUGUUGAUGCUGCCAUAGGAGCUAUGCUCUGCAUGACAGUUGUUGCUCCCCAUAAGACCGGUUUAGGAGGGGGUGGAAUCGCCAUCGUUUACACUGGGAAGGAAGACACUCAGCCGUUGGUCGUCGAUUUUGCAACGAACACCAUCUCAGGGGUUCUCGCACCUGCCAAGAUCAGGAUACCAGCAGUUAUCCGAGGACUGGAGUCCCUUCACACAUUGAAGAGUAGUUUUCCCUGGAGGAAAAUUGUUGAGCCAGCUGAAAUUCUGGCCAAGGAGGGAUUCGUCAUCACCGAGGACUUCUUCGAGGAACUCUCACGAGCCAAAGAUCACGGAAUGAUGUUCGAAUAUCUCGAACCAGGGGAGAAAUUGAAACUUCCGCUUUUAGGGGAGACCUUGGAAGCUAUUAAAAAUCAGGGCUCUCAAAGUUUUUACAAUGGAAGUAUAGCCACUAAGUUCCUCCGGGAUGAGUUCCACGAGAGUCGGGAGGAUUUUCUCGCGGAGUUGGCGAAUUAUCAGCCCCUGGAGGGAAAAGGAAACUCAUCGGAAUUCUAUGGCCACGUGAUUUAUGCCCCUGAACACGCGCAAUCGUUUUUUUCGGCUGUGGAGAGGGUGGAGCAUCUGAGGAUCCAGGAGGAGAUGGUGGGCUCUUUAGAUAGUCAACUCGCUGUUGCCAAGGCUCUGGUUGCAACUAACGUCGAGGAUCAUGACAUUGAACAAGAGAGAUAUACAGCAGUCGUCGCAGUUGAUUCGACCCGGAAUUUCGUGUCAAUCUUAACCGGAUUGAGUGCUCCCCUGGGUCUGGGGCACAUGACGGGAGCUGGCUUUCUCUUGGAUACUAUUUCAACUGGAAAUAAUCUCCACGCCCUCACCCCGAUAAUCUUCCACUUGAGUAAAGACCCCGUUCAAUUCUCUGGAGCCCUCGGUGCUGACGAUCCCAUACUCGCCACUGAAAUCCUAUCGAAUCUGGUGCUGAACAAGCUGAAUCUCUCCACAGCUAUCGAAACUCAAAGGUACUAUCGACUGUCUGAUGGAGUUCUUGUCGAGCCCAGGGGCAGGUACUCUUUGAAUGAGUCAUUAUCGAUUGAAAUAUCGAACUUGAUCCCUGGAUCCAGCACUGAUCUCUCGCAGUAUGUGAAGAGUGUCAAUGCUAUUGUCAAACAGGGAGAUUCACUGAGCAGUCAUUCUGAUAGUAGAGGAGGUGGGGUUGCCUUCAGAUACAAAUAAAUAUUGUAUUCUUAGAUUGAAAUUCAGUGAUAUCAUUAUUCUCCUGAGAUUAUGGCAAUUGUCGAGAUAUCCAUAGAAUAUUAUUCAAAUAUAAGGUAAUCCUUUAGUUAUUAUUAAAGUCCCACUGAAAUUUCAGUUUUUUU